Molecule: messenger RNA, 504 nt
Organism: Panicum virgatum (switchgrass)
Lineage: Eukaryota; Viridiplantae; Streptophyta; Magnoliopsida; Poales; Poaceae
Product: ATP-dependent DNA helicase pif1-like
Exons: 1
Coding region: 1-504 (167 amino acids)
Biological process (GO): telomere maintenance; DNA repair
Molecular function (GO): DNA helicase activity
Source: RefSeq, a predicted model, not a curated record
AUGCCCGGUGGAAGAACUGCUCACUCACGCUUCCAAAUACCACUUACUAUUGAGGAUGGUGGAUUAUGUAGCUUCACGAAACAAAGUGGUACUGCAAAGCUGCUGCGGGGAACAUCUCUUAUAAUUUGGGAUGAGGCUACAAUGACAAAGAGGCAAGCGGUGGAGGCUCUUGACAAAAGCUUGAGAGAUAUAAUGGAUCGGCCGGAGCUGCCGUUUGGUGGGAAGAUUGUUGUUUUCGGUGGAGAUUUCAGGCAGGUCCUCCCCGUUGUCCUGAAGGGGUCGAGGGCUCAAAUAGUCAAUGCUUCGCUGCGGAGGUCGUACCUUUGGGAUUGGAUGCGGCAUCUAAAGUUGGUGCGCAACAUGCGGGCACAGAGCGACCCAUGGUUUGCAGAUUAUCUCUUGCGCAUCGGUGGUGGAACAGAGGAGGUAAACGGUGAUGGAGAUGUCCGUCUCCCGGACGAUAUAUGCGUGCCUUAUACUAGAGAUGGUAAGGAUCUUGAUUGA